This is a messenger RNA of Topomyia yanbarensis, 1276 nucleotides long. RefSeq names its product U1 small nuclear ribonucleoprotein A (gene snf). The record is from RefSeq and is a predicted model, not a curated record. The transcript has 2 exons. Gene Ontology annotation, biological process: mRNA splicing, via spliceosome. Gene Ontology annotation, cellular component: U1 snRNP. Bases 115 to 765 code for a protein of 216 amino acids. Lineage: Eukaryota; Metazoa; Arthropoda; Insecta; Diptera; Culicidae. Gene Ontology annotation, molecular function: U1 snRNA binding.
AUUUUACCCACCACGCCGGUUUGACAUUUCAUGCCGAUAAACUUUUCGCGUUUCUGCUCGUUUCAAGUGAUUUUAUUGUAGGUUUUUCAGUAUAUUCCGUAAUUUUGGUUUAAAAUGGAUAUUCGACCGAAUCACACUAUAUACAUCAACAAUCUAAAUGAGAAAAUCAAAAAGGAGGAGCUAAAAAAAUCGCUCUAUGCGAUUUUUUCCCAGUUCGGUCAGAUCCUGGACAUCGUCGCUCUGAAGACGCUCAAAAUGCGAGGCCAGGCAUUCAUCGUCUUCAAAGAGAUUGGAAGUGCUACGAAUGCGAUGCGAACAAUGCAGGGUUUCCCGUUCUACGACAAACCGAUGCGUAUCAACUACUCCAAAACGGACAGCGAUAUGAUUGCUAAGCUAAAGGGAACCUUCAAGGAGCGUCCGAAAAAGGCCAAGGCCCCCAAACCAAUUCAGCAGGAAGAGAAGAAAUCCAAAAAGCAGAAGAAUGCCGAUGCCGGAACAGCGACCAGCAAUUCGACGACAGCCGAACAGCCUCCGAACCAGAUUCUUUUCCUCACCAAUCUGCCGGAGGAAACCAACGAGAUGAUGUUGUCUAUGUUAUUCAACCAGUUCCCCGGGUUCAAGGAGGUCCGUCUGGUGCCGAAUCGUCACGAUAUUGCUUUCGUGGAGUUUGCUACCGAGCUGCAAAGUGGUGCCGCUCGGGAGGCACUACAGGGCUUCAAGAUUACGCCAACGCACGCGAUGAAGAUAUCGUUUGCCAAGAAGUAAACGGCCUGGUGGAGCAAACCUUUUUGAUUGUGCAGGGGCCCGCCGAAGGGAAAACUGGUCACCGCGAGAGGAGUGCUUCAUUUGCCACAGGUACUUGUUCAGUUGGUUUGAAUAGAGUGAGGUUAUAUUGGAAAUUCAGUUUUUAUUUUUAGGAUCAGCUUGUCCGUUCGGUCUUGAUGUCUUGAACGAUCUUUGUGUUCUAGAAAGGAAAGCAGCUUCGAUAUGGACAUCCGAUCGAUUUUGCCAUUUGGAACGAAAAUAGAUAGUUCCGUUUGUAGAGGAAUCGAAAAUUGCUAGGAUUUCAAGCCAGAGAGCUGCUCUUGAAAAAAGUUGAAUUUUACCGAUGUCACAGCGACAUUAGCUGAUUGUGUCGACAACCUGCUGUUUUAGGAUUGAGGAAGCUGCAGCGAAAGUUCCCGUGUUGAUAGGGACAGGAUCAGACAUCUUAGUCGAUACAUAGCAGUCUUAAAAAAAAGAGGUGGGACACUAAACAGACGCAAAUAAAACUUUA